AUGGAGACUCGCCCGUUGAGGUCGAUUCCAAGGGAGCUGAGUAGUAACCUUGCACACACUUCUUCAAUACCAUCUUUACCAAACCACUCAGUAGCAUCAGACAUUUCCUUCAAUUCGGAACACAAUCAUCAGCUCAUGUCGAGGCCGUAUCAUUUGCUCUCUGCUAACGGUGGAUCAGUUGGUCAUAUCUAUUCAAAUGAUCUCCAUAACAACACUUCCAUGGUGUCUAAUGAGAAACACAUUGCAAGCAGUAACAACACACCUUUCAUCUCUGAGACAUUAGCUUGGAGCCCAGCUACACUCUCUGAUCUUCUUGAGUUUCCUUUGGAUUCACCUAUCCGAAGCAGUCAAAUGCAUGAUGGUGGCAUUGUGGCUACUGAUGACAUUCAAAAACAAAGUGACUGGACAGCAUUGGCAUUGGAUGAGGAAUUGAUCACUGAUGAGAAUCCUCUAUUGUCUUCUGACUGGAACGAUCUUUUCCUUGACACAACUUCCGACUCAGCUUCGAAGGUCCAAAAACCAACUAUGCAAUCACAGAUUCAACAACCCCAAGUUGUUCUGCAGCAGCCAUCUCCUUGUGUGGAGUUGCGACCUAUUGCUAGAACAGUAUCCUCAAACAGCAACAACAACAGUUGCAACAGUAAUAAUAAUGCGGCAGCUAAGGGACGUAUGCGUUGGACACCAGAGCUUCACGAGGCUUUUGUUGAGGCUGUUAACCAGCUUGGCGGCAGUGAAAAAGCAACUCCCAAGGGUGUGUUGAAGCAUAUGAAAGUUGAAGGAUUGACUAUAUAUCAUGUUAAAAGUCAUUUGCAGAAAUAUAGGACAGCUAGAUAUAUACCAGAACCAUCAGAAGGUCCGUCAGAGACGAAGUUGACACCGAUUGAGCAAAUUACAUCUCUUGAUACGAAACGUGGGAUUGAUAUCACUGAGGCUCUGCGACUUCAAAUGGAAGUUCAGAAGCAACUGCAUGAGCAGCUCGAGAUUCAAAGAAACAUGCAACUCCGGAUAGAAGAACAAGGAAAGGCCUUGCUGAUGAUGUUUGAGAAGCAAAAUAUGGGUUUUGGCAAACCGGAACAAGAAGACGAAACAAGUGCGAAAACGCCUGAAAACGGUACAGAGGAAUCAGAUUCCCCGCGAUCAAAGCGUCCGAGAAUCGAAUGA
This is a messenger RNA of Arabis nemorensis, 1161 nucleotides long. Lineage: Eukaryota; Viridiplantae; Streptophyta; Magnoliopsida; Brassicales; Brassicaceae. The record is from the annotation of a GenBank genome assembly.